AUGUGCCUUGUAUUUGGGUUGGUGAUUCCAACUAAGUUCAAAACUCCAGAUUUCGACAAAUACAAGGGGCAUACUUGCCCAAAAAUCCAUCUUAUCAUGUAUUACCGUAAAGUGGCUGCUCAUGUGGAAGAUGACAAGCUGAUGAUCCACUGUUUCCAAGAUAGCUUGAGUGGGGCUCCUUCCAAAUGGUAUUUAAGUUUGGAUCAAAGUAGGAUCAGAUGCUUCCAAGACCUAUUAGACGCCUUCAUCAAACACUACAAAUACAACAUGGACAAGGAUCCUGAUAGAAGACAGCUGCAAUGCAUGUUCCAGUAUGACAAAGAGUCCUUCAAGGAAUAUGCUCAGAGAUGGAGGGAAUUGGCAUCUCAAGUUGAACCACCUCUUGCCGAAAAGGAACUUGCUGAACUAUUCAUUGACACUGUUCAACCCCAAUUCUAUGAGAAGAUGGUUGGAAUCACUUCUUUGGGUUUCUCUGAGCUUGUUGCUAUAGGAGCUCGUGUUGAAUAUGGCUUAACAAAUGGUAAACUUGUAGCUGUAGAUGGAACUUCAAGUGUUAAUCCGAAGAAGUUCUCUGGAGGGUUUCCCCAAAAAAAGGAAGGUGAAACCAAUGAUGUGUCUAUUGGCCAAGGAAGAGCUCCUCCAAGAAGAAGACAACAACAAUAUUCACAAAAACAUUAUGUUCAACAACCUUUUCCAUAUCAACAACCUAUAUAUCCCGUUCAGUAUGCCCCACAACCGUACAUAGAUAAUGUGAUGCCCGCCUUCAACCAACAACCUGCUCAAGCUUAUCAACCACCUCCAGUUUAUCGACCAGCUCCAGUUCAACAACGUGCUCCUGCUCCCCCGAUUUAUCAACAAGCACCAGCAUCUCCCGCUUAUCAAUAA
Messenger RNA from Lathyrus oleraceus (garden pea), 885 nucleotides. RefSeq lists its product as uncharacterized. Bases 1 to 885 code for a protein of 294 amino acids. NCBI's taxonomy places the organism in Eukaryota, Viridiplantae, Streptophyta, Magnoliopsida, Fabales, Fabaceae. The record is from RefSeq and is a predicted model, not a curated record. The transcript has a single exon.